AGCUAAGCUAGUUGCUUUGUGUGCUAAUACACAUGCUGUUAAUUUUUUUUGUAAUAAAUAACAAUUUAUUCUCGCUUAAGAUAACCAGAAUCACACCUUUUAAAAUAAUCCUCAGCAGGACUUUCAGGUUGUUGCUGCUACAGCGGGGUGAACAUGGAUACAGAUCAGGUCGGAGUGGUCAGAAACUCAAUGAAGAACAAUCCUCUUACAAUAAAGCCUACACUUGGAAAGACCAAAUCCAGAGGAUUGUGCUAUCCAGGACCGGAUUUUGUUUAUGGGGCAGUGACCACCUUUCAAGAUGGAGGAGUGGCAGAAGCCAUUUCCAGUUGGCACACUCCCUCUUUAUCCUCCACUAGCUCUGCCCACCACAAAAAGGCAGAGCGAGACUUUGUAGCUCUAAACCGUGAGGGUGUGAAGUCAGGCCUGGUCACAGUCAAGGAGUUGCAGCAGUACUAUGCCACCCACAACAUCCGACGCCCAAUUGCUUCCAAAGACCUAAGAUGCAGAUCUGUUUCAGCAAGAAUACCACAGGACAUCACAUUUGGUCUUGCUACACGGCCUUCCACUCCUAUUUCAGCACUGAUGGAGUACAGGUACGCUCAGAAGUGGCUGGAGGAACAACAGGCCAAGGACAGAGCACUUCUGGCAGCACAGAAUAAAAAGGUUCAGCUUGGGAGGAUCCAGGAUACUCGUACCACCCUGCUCCGUAAAAAUCGCCCCCAAGAGGAAGUGCCAUCUAUGUGGAAACUGCCCCGCUUUCAGCAAGUUGGACCAGCUCUGGACACUUUCCGAGAUCCUGAAGCACGGAAGAAAGCCAUGGCAGCUCACUUCAUGGACUCAGUGGGCAGACGAGGGCUGCUGGGACAAAGCACUGCAAACUGACAGAUUUAGACAGCACAAUUAUUAUCUCUAUAAUCUAGAGUCUAUCCUUCUAAUCAACUGUACUUAAUCUAUCAGUCUGGACACUGAGUAACAGAGAUAACAGAAUGAGCUGCAUGUCAGUUGCUUGCUGAAUUGUUACUUACUUGGUUUGACUCUAAUUAAAGCUAUACAUUUUCCACCC
Molecule: messenger RNA, 1063 nt
Organism: Trichomycterus rosablanca
Lineage: Eukaryota; Metazoa; Chordata; Actinopteri; Siluriformes; Trichomycteridae
Gene: cfap77
Product: cilia and flagella associated protein 77
Exons: 7
Coding region: 154-882 (242 amino acids)
Source: RefSeq, a predicted model, not a curated record